AUGGCGAAUUUAAGAAGAGCAACAAUUUAUUGCUUCAAGACAUUUUCUUGCGCGUGCAAAACCGUCUCAAUUGUGUGUGUCUUCGUUGCAAUCGCCUUCAUAAUCGCUGGAGUGGUAAUGGUAGUGAAGAAUAAGAAAGAUCAUGUUGAUCGUGAUGAUGACUACGACGAUGAUUACAUGAUUGGCCCAGAAUGGCAAGAGAGACUGUGGAAUAGUCUUGAUUUUUUUGGGUCUCUGUCUUCUAAUCUUCUCUUUGUGUACAAGUUUCUGUGCAUUUCAAAUCAGAAUUUGCAAGCGCUGUCUUCAGGAAAAAUUGGAACCCGAAGGAGAGAUUAUCACAGAUCAGUUCGUCGUAAGCAACAUUCAUUUAAUCUUUUUGUUUCUAUUGUGCUUCCACUUUAUAAGUGUACAUUUAAAGCCCCCCAGCCUCAGCCGGGUGUAAGGCUCCCACCAACCUAUCCAACGUACGCUGCUGACUAUCAACCACAACCUCAAGGCCCUUAUCCAUACUAUGAACCCUACCCAGGUAAAGUUCCACCUCAACGUCAAGCACCGCCCAUACCAAACCUACCACCGACAAUGCCUCCAGCCUACGAAGAUGUUGUUUCUGGUGCUCCUACAGCUCCACCAGCUGAGGCAAUAACCCCUGCUAAGCUUUGA
Molecule: messenger RNA, 660 nt
Organism: Rodentolepis nana
Lineage: Eukaryota; Metazoa; Platyhelminthes; Cestoda; Cyclophyllidea; Hymenolepididae
Source: the annotation of a GenBank genome assembly